Messenger RNA from Giardia duodenalis, 600 nucleotides. RefSeq lists its product as uncharacterized. The record is from RefSeq and is a predicted model, not a curated record. The transcript has a single exon. Bases 1 to 600 code for a protein of 199 amino acids. NCBI's taxonomy places the organism in Eukaryota, Fornicata, Diplomonadida, Hexamitidae.
AUGUUUGCUGAUUCUACUAAGGUCAAGCAAGUAGCUUUAGUUUCGAAGGAUGACUCUGGCGUGUCAAACAUCGAAUGGUUGGCUUCUUUAUUAGCGCAAGUGAGCGCUGGGGCUCCAGAAGAAGCAUCCAAAGUCAGUAGGCCAAAACUCUUCCGGGAUAAUUCAUCAGACCCAAUCCGUGCACAAAUAGUUGAAUCUCUUCUGUCAAACAAGAGAUUGCAAGAACUAUGCACCAGUCCGCUAAGCAUUGCAAGUCUUCUUCGCCACACAAGCUUCAUAUCACUGUUAGGACAGGAUAUGAGCAAUCAAUUAGGUCUUUCCCUAAGCAUCCCUGUAGACACACUUCCAGCUGUGGCGGAGAUCGCAGCUCUCCUGGAGAUCUGUGAUGAGGAAGUACGUAGUACACUCCUGCAUCCAGCGGAUGGAUAUGCUGCCCUGUUAAGACAGCGUCACGCCAUACAGCGGAAGCUUGAAAGCCUUGCCAGCUAUGCUCGGGCUUGUUGCUCUAUGGCUGACGCAAUCCCGUGCCUAAUGUCAUCACGCCUCGACACAAUUCUGGGCCACAUAGAACAGAGGUACUUUCAACAGCAUUCACUUUAA